UUUGUAACUUUCUUGUUGAUUUUCGUAAUUUUUUAACACCCAGUAUAGCUUACUAUACGUGCUUACCAAUUACCUUACUACGAAGGAAAUAAAUACUACCGCAUGAUUUCUGCGCAUUUUUUACAAAAUAAUUGUGGAAAUUCAGAAAGAAAGGACAAAAAAUGAAAAUUCCUUACAAAGAAAAGCUAAUUGCUUAAAAAAAUUAUGAAACACCGACGAUGCAGACGAUGACAACUAAAUAAUAAAUCUAAUAAAUAUACUCAACUCCUAACCUCUAAAUGUCACAUGGAUGCAAUAAAUAUAAAAGUGCACAUAUAUUUCAUGCGUACAUAACAAAUAGUGACAUUAGUAUGAUUGUAAACACUGUUUAAAAUAGAAAACAUAAUUUCUAAGGAGAUGGCUUGCCGAAAUAUUUUAAACUUGCUAUGUAAAAGAAAUCGACCGAUUUGGUUUGCAAUGGCCUCGUCAUUCAUUCAAUAUGAUCCGGAUAAAAAACCAAAUUCCGAGGAGAAAAUUAAUUUACUACCACCUGAGAAAAAGGAUUUAUCCUUUGAUUAUAUGAUGAAACAAUCGGCAAUCGAAUCUGUAAAUAGUGCUUCUCAAACUUUGACUGUCACUUACAGUGCAAUUGAAGCAGUCAGUAAAGAAUACAGAAAACUACUGGUGAAUAUAAUUUCAUUGUUGCAAGAAAGUUUAAUAAGAGAAGUUAGCGACGAACAUUGGGAUGUUAUCGUCUUAGUACGAGGAGAAAUGCAAAAAAAGAAGCAAACAAUAAAUCGCCUAGUCGGAUAUGUGGAAUAUGUUCAAAAAAUGGCAGUAGCAACGACGGAAGUUACUUUCUUGACGGGAAUGGACAAUUUAUCAGUUACUCUUUGCCAAAGGAUAGACGACGCAGUAAAUAAUAUUCAAAAAGAAAUAGCACAAAAUAAAAUACUCGAAGAGGAAUAUACGGUUAUUCAACAAAAGUGUAUAUUAAAAGAUAAGGACGAUCCACCAGAGAUUAAAAUCGUGGACCUAGCAAAGCAAAAAGGACAAAAAGCAACCAAUUCAGAGGAAACCGACUUUGUCGAGAUCACCACACCAGUAGAUUUAUAAAUUUAUUUAAUACUAUUAAUAUUAAGCUGCAAACUUUUUAGAAUAAAAAAAGCCAUCGUCUUUGUUA
Messenger RNA from Leptopilina heterotoma, 1162 nucleotides. RefSeq lists its product as uncharacterized. The record is from RefSeq and is a predicted model, not a curated record. Gene Ontology annotation, biological process: apoptotic process. Bases 397 to 1095 code for a protein of 232 amino acids. The transcript is spliced from 5 exons. Gene Ontology annotation, cellular component: mitochondrion. Lineage: Eukaryota; Metazoa; Arthropoda; Insecta; Hymenoptera; Figitidae.